Messenger RNA from Amblyraja radiata (thorny skate), 820 nucleotides. RefSeq names its product nuclear cap binding protein subunit 2 (gene ncbp2). Lineage: Eukaryota; Metazoa; Chordata; Chondrichthyes; Rajiformes; Rajidae. The record is from RefSeq and is a predicted model, not a curated record. Gene Ontology annotation, molecular function: RNA cap binding. Gene Ontology annotation, cellular component: nuclear cap binding complex. Bases 150 to 647 code for a protein of 165 amino acids. Gene Ontology annotation, biological process: mRNA cis splicing, via spliceosome. The transcript has 4 exons.
ACAUCUUUGGCGGGGGAUCGGCUUCCUGCACGCGGAUUGGCCGCUCCGUCUUCGCCAGGAGCAAAGAUAUCAGUAUAUUUGGCCAGAAGUUUGUAUUUUCCUUGGUGGCCGCGUGGUUUCGUUCCUUCCUUCCUUCCCUCGCAGCCGGAAUGAUGGCGGCAUUGCUGAACGCUCUCAACAGCGACUCUCACGUGGAGCUGAGCCAGUACCGGGACCAGCACUUUCGGGGAAGCCGAUAUGAGCAAGACAAACUGUUGAGAUAUAGCUGUACUCUCUAUGUUGGGAAUCUAUCAUUUUACACAACUGAAGAACAGAUCUAUGAACUCUUCUCAAAAAGUGGAGAUGUCAAAAGAAUCAUCAUGGGCCUGGAUAAAAUCAAGAAAACGUCAUGUGGAUUCUGUUUUGUGGAAUUUUACACACGUGCAGACUCUGAACAUUGCAUGAGGUUUAUUAACGGAACACGUUUGGAUGACCGCAUUAUCAGGACAGAUUGGGACACCGGGUUCAAAGACGGCAGGCAGUUUGGCCGAGGAAAAUCUGGUGGUCAGGUACGUGAUGAAUACAGAACAGAUUAUGAUGCAGGCAGAGGUGGGUUUGGAAAACUAGUCCAGAUGCAAAGAGUUCCAGAGCCAAGACAGAAAUUCUAGAGUUUACAGCAGCUUUACCUGUACAUUUUGAGAUAAUGAAGCUACUGUCUUCAUGGAAGCCUACGCAUUCAAUGACUUGCCUUUUGUUCAUUUUCUUGGACGUCCAAUUUCCUCAGUGAAAUCAGCUUAGUUUUAAUUCCUAAAUUGUGAUGUUUAAAUCGAUCCAAAUAAAA